Molecule: messenger RNA, 848 nt
Organism: [Torrubiella] hemipterigena
Lineage: Eukaryota; Fungi; Ascomycota; Sordariomycetes; Hypocreales; Clavicipitaceae
Source: the annotation of a GenBank genome assembly
CCCACCUAUCAUCGGAGUGAUGUUUUUUCUGCACGAUGAAAAUCUCGACACUGUAGAAAAAGAAGCACACAUAUAUCGAAAACUCAAUAUAUCGCGACAAUGCCUAUUUCCAAGAAAGCAAAGAUUCAACGCGAGCAUAAGAAAGCAGAGGCUGCUGGUACUCGCGCCCCAGUCAAGCCCAACGGCCUACCUGUGAAAGCCCCCAAGCCGACCUCUAUUUGUGCCAACUGUCGCAAAGAAAUGGUGAGGACAAAUUUGGCACAGCUUGAAGCCCAUGCCCAGACCCAUGAUCAGAAGAACUGGCCCAAGGAGAAGUGCUGGCCCAAUGACUUUAGCUAGUCAAUACGUCCACUGUGUAGAGUGGUAUGCAUAUUUGGAUUUUGUGAUUUGAUGUAACGAGGUCUGCCGUGGCCCCGUGUAGAGGGUAACAGUCGAGGGAACUAGUGAUGUCCCUGGCGAAGAUGUCGAUAGCGUCCACCGCUUCGGGCUUAUUGGCGUCUCCUACCAACCGGAGCAGUUUCGUUUUGAGGGUAGAUAUAGAGGAAAGAACCUUUUCCUUCGUCAGGUCCGUUGCAGCUUCGGCGCGCGCCCGUGCCUUCUUCGGGGAGUUCCCCUGGGAGGAUCGUUUUGUUGGCGAAAAGACCGAUUGACUCAGUGCUCCUGCCGCGGAGCCUGCGCGGCUACGUGGAGGGCCCAUGGAGCUAUAUCGCUAUGUUAUCGAUAAUAUAAAGGGUCGUUUAGCGAUUUUAGUGAACAAUGAAGCAAGCAAUAGUCGAUUUAAGGAAUCUUCAAAGUCGAUGAUGUAUAACUUAGAUAGCAUAACAUUAAUCUAAUUUUAGAUAGGCCAC